GGAAAUAAACAAGAGUAAAACGAAGAAGAAGAAAGAGGCUCUCCCACUAUUAGCUUGCUAGCUACCGUUGGAAAGUACCGACAAAUAUUCAGGAGAUUAUCAUGAGUUAUGCGGAGAAACCGGAGGACGUAACGAGGGAGGAGUGGAUGGAUAAACUCAACAAUGUCCACAUUCAGAGAGCUGAUAUGAACAGGCUCAUAAUGAAUUACCUGGUUACAGAGGGUUUCAAAGAGGCAGCAGAGAAAUUCAGGAUGGAGUCCGGAAUAGAGCCAAGUGUGGACUUAGACUCCUUAGAUGAAAGGAUUAAAAUCAGAGAGAUGAUACUAAAAGGACAGAUCCAGGAUGCCAUUGCUCUAAUCAACAGUCUACACCCAGAACUCCUGGAUACAAACCGUUACCUCUACUUCCACUUACAACAGCAGCAUCUAAUAGAGCUGAUUCGUUUGCGGGAGACUGAGGCUGCCCUCGAAUUUGCCCAGUCCCAGUUAGCAGAGCAGGGAGAAGAGAGCCGUGAGUGUCUUACAGAGAUGGAAAGGACACUGGCUCUGUUGGCAUUUGACAACCCAGAGGAGUCUCCCUUUGGAGAUCUGCUCAACAUGAUGCAGAGGCAAAAGGUGUGGAGUGAAGUUAAUCAGUGUGUGCUCGACUACGAAAAUAGAGAGUCAACUCCUAAGCUCGCCAAACUUCUGAAACUUCUGCUGUGGGCUCAAAAUGAACUCGACCAAAAGAAAGUGAAGUAUCCCAAAAUGACUGACCUCAGCAAGGGAACCAUCGAAGACCCCAAAUAACGACUUAAAGUGAAAAAUACCCCCACAUUACAAUAUGGACACUUUUCCUUUAUGUAUUUAUAACCCAACAAACCUGACUCAUUUAGAGUACGACCUUUUCUUUUUGUAAGGGUUACUUUUUGAUACUUUAAUAACGCAGAAUGUGCAGACAACUGGAUUGACUGUGUUUGAAACUGACUCACAGUAAAAUAACAUGCAGACCAUCAUUUCACAUGUUAUUGAGAUUUACACAUUUCUUUAUGUAAAGACAGCAUGUUUCACUUAGAUUAGUUUUUCUGUCUGUUGGCAGGGAAAGUUGUUGGCUUUGAAGGAUGUGAAUAAAGCCUAAAUUAGGCUGACACUGGCUGUGACCACUUUGAAAAGGGAGGGUGUGAUCAGGGAAAACCAUUAGCUUGUGUGCACUUCUUCAAAUAAACACCUCCCGUAAACGAUGAUUACACAUCCCCUGUGGUUGUUUUUCAGCUGGUACUUUUAUGUGACAUUAGUUGUCAAAUGAGGUAAUUUGGGGUGUUUCAAGAUGUUUGGACUUUAAAUAUGGAUUUAGUCUUAGAGUAAUGAUGAGACAUUUUCUGAAAGUGCUGAUAGACCAGAGUACAUUUUUAUUCAUACGAAUUGUGACAGCAGCAAUUAGUGGCAUCCUUAGAAUUUUAAAGCAUAUCUAGACUUUAAGCUUAAGGACAGAUGUUUAAAUAUGUGAAUGGGCAACUAUGCCUACAGGUAUGGAGACACUAUUACAGAUAGAUUAAUUACAUUUGUAGCUAUUUGUCAACAUUUGAUGUGCUUUUUUUUUGCCUGUAUAUUAUUUUGCAAUAAAAGGACAUUUUUAACUUGAGCAUAUCACUUGGGAGUUGAUGUCUUAUAUCAGGAAAGAAUUAUGUCACAGAAACAGCUCGUUGAAAGUGAUGUACUUGGUUCUUUAUUUUACAUACAAAAAAAAUGCAAACUACAGAUAAGAACUUAUUAAAUAAGAUAUGUGAAAAGAAUACAUACCUUUAUGAGCUU
Molecule: messenger RNA, 1790 nt
Organism: Menidia menidia (Atlantic silverside)
Lineage: Eukaryota; Metazoa; Chordata; Actinopteri; Atheriniformes; Atherinopsidae
Source: the annotation of a GenBank genome assembly